Molecule: messenger RNA, 1248 nt
Organism: Fragaria vesca subsp. vesca
Lineage: Eukaryota; Viridiplantae; Streptophyta; Magnoliopsida; Rosales; Rosaceae
Exons: 2
Coding region: 509-898 (129 amino acids)
Source: RefSeq, a predicted model, not a curated record
GGUAUGACUAUAUAUAACUUCUCAGUAAGGAGUUCAUUACUUGAUGUGAAGGUUUUUCUUUUCACUUGGGAUUGAUUUGAAGUUUGGGUUAGAGUGCAGUCCUACAUUGCACCUAAUAAUCUGUUGGCCCAUUUCGUCGUUUAGCCACAAAUUCCGACAGUUAUAUGAUUUACUUUGCUUUGUUUUGUUUUGUUUUCUUGGGUACGUACACUGGUUGAGAUUUAUAUUAAUGGCCUCAGGCUUUUUCCAUGCUUUUUCCAUACUCCAAAUAAUCAUAUUGCUUCUCCACCUUUUCAAGGCCAGCGUCAGAAUGGACGGCAGCCCGAUAAUGUGUUUGAUGAAAUGGUGCAGAUGCAGGACAUUCAAAAGAAUACUCAUCAGAGGCAGAGGCCUAUAAGGAGGAGAAAAAGAAAUCACCAGCCUCGGUGAUGGAUAAUCACCAAACAAUUCAUCCUGGUCAUGCGUACCAAUCCUGGCUCUAAGAUACUACAGAUGAAGUUUCAAGAAGAUGAAGAAACCAAAAGCCCAAGAUAUAAUGUCUACUAUGAAGAUUGGUAAACUCAUGGAGCAGCCAGCGAGUGUUCUCAUGGGUCAUUUGUUUAAACUUGGAAGUGGAGAAACAUAUCAGCCAUCUCCUCUCUUAGAGCUAUUCAGGAAAAACUUACCCAUGACCUGCCUUCUGGUUAGUAUCAUAGAUCGCAUUGAGAACUUUUGCAUGAAUAAUUCAAUUAGCUCUCGACCUCUGCCUCCAGAACCCUCGUCAUGGUCACCACCUGGAAGACAAAUUUAUCAAUACCAGGUGAAAUAUUUAAGUCAAUGCAGCUGCUUUCAGUUUCCAUACCUUUCAGAAAAUUAUAGCCAAGUCCAAGUCUAUGUCGGACAAGUUAGUUUUAGUUGAAUUUUGAUUGCAAUCGAGCUCAUGGCAUGGGGACAGUUCAAGGCUUUAGUUUGUCACCUCGACAUAUACUUUUUGGUGUUCUCUCAAUUUAGCCGAAGAGAGAGAUGAACCUUUAUCUAUAUAUAUUUGUAUAUUAUACUGUAAUUUUUCCUGGAAUCCAGUUGAAGUAUUGAUGUUACUUGGGUUGAAGUUGCAUAUUGACUAGUCCUGUCCACAGUGUGCUAGCCUUUUUAGUUUCUGUGUUGUCUGGAUAACCUUGCAAACCGGUUAGCACAUAUCAGUUUAUUGUGUUGAGAUAUUGUGUCGAGGGCAGGGUUCACUUUAAUAAACAUCAGACGAGCUGUAUAUGA